Messenger RNA from Ilyonectria robusta, 3826 nucleotides. RefSeq lists its product as uncharacterized. The coding region runs from base 1 to 3495 and encodes 1164 amino acids. The record is from RefSeq and is a predicted model, not a curated record. The transcript is spliced from 3 exons. NCBI's taxonomy places the organism in Eukaryota, Fungi, Ascomycota, Sordariomycetes, Hypocreales, Nectriaceae.
AUGGAGGCCAUCUCGGGGGCGGCAGCAGUGCUCCAGCUGGUUCAACUCCUCGGGAACACAGUCAUGCAGACGACCCAAGCCUACACGGAAAUUCGGGGCAUCGAAGAAACAUUGCGGGAUUUUGAUGGCCAACUCCACGCCACAAGCUGUUUGAUUUCGAUGUUCAAGGAGGCUAUUCAGGGUCACACCUCAAGCGACAUGGUACAGUCUUGGUGGGAGCAACCUGACGUCGAGAGACUUCUCGGGGGAUUUCAACGAACCUAUCACAGGCUCAAUGCGAUCUUCACUGAAAUUAGUCGAGAAAGGUCCUCAGCAGUAGCUGUGAGGACUUACAUCAAGAUGAAACGUUACGAUAGCGACAUACAUCACUUUCGUUUAUGCAUCAACACCUACACGUCGGCUCUUCAAGUGCCUUUCCUCAUCCGGAAAAUGAGCUCAACGUUUGCCAGCACUCACGAUGCGCAUGAGAAUGAAGUCGUGGGCCUCCUCGAAAAACUCGAUGGCCGUUUGGCUGACAUCGAGGAUUCCAUGGCCCGAGCACAACAGAAUCAUCUCGCAAGAUCGCUCGACGUGACUACAGAGGUCGCCGCGGGUCACUCCACCUUAGAGGGUAACGAAGAUACAAUCCGAGGACUUAAAGAGAAAAUUCCGAACCUUGCCACGUCCCAAAAGAAGGAAGGCGAAGUAGCGUCCAUGGCCCUACAAGAGAAGCUCAUGGCUGAGAUGGAUCUGAGGGUUGAGAUCGCAGAAGAGACCAAUUCAAUGCUCGAUACAACGAAACGUCUCGCCGCUCAUGCCAAGAGUUACGCAUCAAGUGUGGACUGCGCAUCAAUGAAAUCCGGCACAACCUAUUUUCGGUAUCGCAACGAAAAGAAGAGGCCAGCGAAAAAUGACGCCGUCUCAGACUUGGUGUCCAUACCCGAGUUUGAUCAUCUAGUCGACAUCGGCAUUCCCAUGAAAGGAAAGCAGCGGGAGACCAUAGCAUCGUGGGCCAAUGAUGUCGAGCUCGAUACUGCCUCGAGCCUUUCUCUGCCAUCAACAGUCAGGUCUCCUCUGGGUCAAUCCCUCACAACCGCCUCCAGGUCAACCUCUGGGUUGUCUAGUGUUGCUACAAGCAGUGGACUCAGCCUUGUAGACGAGAUGCAUCAGAGGCGCUUGAGGAAAGCCGAAAGCCUGAUGAAAACGAAGCUUUUUGAACCGGCCAUCCCUCACUUAAUCCGGCUCCUGAGCGAAAGCAAUGAUCCGGACGAUGCGCGACAGAGGGAUAUUCUCGCUAAGUGGUUGGCAAAAGCAGUGGUUGAGACUCAGCCAGUGGGCCAAAUAGCAGAUUCAGUCUGUCGGCAGUUUCCCGAUAUCAGGGCUAAACUCGACGAGGCCCGGUUGGAGAUGGCGGAAAAAUUCCUUGAGGAGAAAUCCUUUGCCAACAUUGUUCAGAUCCUCGCGCCAUAUGAUCAGACCUCACUGGACCCCGACCAGCCAGAUUCAACGGGGAAUGUUACAACAAUUGUAAACCUCCGAAUUGUUCUAUGCACCGCUAUGAUGCAGUGUGAACAAUCGGCAAAUGUCAUCCCCAUCCUGGCAUGGGUUCUCAAGCAACAUCCCCUUCAGGGCGCUCAAGAAGGCGCGGCUCACACGCUCCUUGCUGAGGCUCAUUCCAACGAUCCUCCAGACUGGGAAGUAGCCAAAGCCCACGGAAUUCGAGGUGUUGAAGCAAACAUGGAUGUAUUUGGCCGUGAUCAUGCUUCCACCUUGAGCUCCAUGGCCCUAAUGGCCAAGAUCUGCAGCCAGAGUAGGGAUCCAGACGAGGAGUUGUGGAAAGAAAUGAUACCCACUAGUCAACCAGAUCUUUCUGUUCCAGUUCCAGCCGAAACCCGGGACAGGCUCCAGUCCUGCUUAGACGAGAUGGAGAAGCUAGGUAUCGAUGAAGCGGCAGAUCUGGCUCUCCAUUACUUGAAAAGUAAUUUCGUCGUUGCGGGAUCCAUAACUCAUUCAUGCCCACGUGAAGUAUGCUGGGACUGUAUCAAAGUACACAUGUUAAGAGAGGGAAACCCGCUAUUAGCGUUCGUGGACGGGGUGAGGUGUAGUAACCACACAAUAGGCGAUCCGACGAUCACAGCACCCAAUACAAAAACGAGAGCACCCAAUCCAUGGAGAAGAGCACCCAAUCUAAUAACGAGAGCACCUAAUCCAACAACGAGAGCACCCAAUCCAACAACAAGAGCACCCAAUCCAAUAACGAGAGCACCUAAUCCAACAACGAGAGCACCCAAUCUAAUAACGAGAGCACCCAAUCCAAUAACAAGAGCACCCAAUCCAACAACGAGAGCACCCAAUCCAGUGGGCGUGGCCUUCCCAAGACCCCAAUCAACUCAAGCCCAAGUCCUCGGUCUUUCGCCUUUGCAUUUCCUCGCUAUUGCUCGUCCAAUCUCAGCAAUGUGGCCAGGACGGAAGACUCAAAGCUGCGUCGAGGAAAUAGCAAUUCUUUUGAAGCUUGCCAAGCCUGAUACACUUGGUGAAGUUGUCAACAGAUCCAUCUCGGACACUUGGAAAAUUCCAAUGAAUGCGUUGUGGUGGGCCGUGGUUUAUGGCCGGAAAGAAGUGGUUGAUUUCUUUGUAUCCCUCGAGGUAACGAAAAAGGCUAAGGGUGCCAAGAUACUUUCCAUGCCUUGGAAACUUCCCGACGACGAUUUCUCCAGAUACGAAGAGUCGAUCAUGACCGCUUUCAAUACUCUCUCCAUGGCGGAGGCUUAUCAAGUUGUCAUCGCACCAUCUGGUACUCGACUGCCGUGGUGCUUUGAACAAUUGCCAAUGCUCCCCAAGUUUGUCAAGCAAUGUGGAAAAGAUGUCAGGGAUCUACAAUUCCCUUCAAGUACAAUCAAGGGCCAAUUCCAGCCAUUGAUCAACAUUGCUGUGAACUUGUCAAUGACUAGUUAUAUAGACGACGACGGAGGUUCUUCCGGCAGUGUGUCCUUGCACAUCGGCCCCGCUACUUUACCAAAUCUGAAGGUGUUGAAAGCGUUGCUUGAGCUCAGAGCCGACCCGAAUGUACGAGAUACGCAAAAUCGAACCGCAAUGGAUAUCAUCGUCGCGUGCAUUGCCAAAAGUAUGAGUCUUUGGAGCGAGCAUCGAGCUAGCUACCCACACUUCAACUAUGAUUUGUCAAUGUUGCAGAAACUCUUUGAGAAUGGCGGGAAUCUCAACAACAUCAACCGGACAAAACUUGAAGAUGGUCUCAGAACAAAAGCAGAGUAUGACAUGCUGGAAGAGCAGAUAACACGGAACGAAUCGGAUUGGAAGAACAAACGCGACGAGUUACUACGCGCCAGUCGUGACUUCCUCUGGGCCUUGUUUCAUCCUCUUUUUAAGCGCGAUGUUUCAGUACUCGAGUCAAGGAUACAGAAUAUUCCGAGCGAGAGAAAGAGUAAUAGGGAGAAAUUUGAGCUAAGCGAGAGAUUGAAAGGGUUGCUUCAAAUUGUGGAAAGUCCCUACAGGUAAAUCGAAAGGUAAAUAGAUAGCCUAGUAAUAUCUAUCUACUUAUAGUAUAUGUUGGAAGAUGAUCUUGCAAUACGACACCUCUGAUAUGGUGUUUUACGACCAGGUUAUCGUCUGUGUUGAUACAAAUUGUGAUUGGGUGUUUGACGUCAACGGGCCACGAUACUCAGCCACAUUGAGACAAGAGAGUUCCAACACGUGAUGAUAUUCUGCCUUUGCAGCAGACUUCUCUCGCUGGCGAAGUCAGCUCCUGAAGAGAGUGAAAUUACACCAGUCGCCCUCCGGCCGCUGACUACAUGAAGGCUAUACACAUACUAAGCUCCGUCUCCGACAU